Penicillium argentinense is the source of this 921-nucleotide messenger RNA. Its product is annotated as C-terminal helicase domain-containing protein. Gene Ontology annotation, cellular component: nucleus. The coding region runs from base 1 to 921 and encodes 306 amino acids. The transcript has 2 exons. NCBI's taxonomy places the organism in Eukaryota, Fungi, Ascomycota, Eurotiomycetes, Eurotiales, Aspergillaceae. Gene Ontology annotation, biological process: protein polyubiquitination; DNA damage response. The record is from RefSeq and is a predicted model, not a curated record. Gene Ontology annotation, molecular function: ubiquitin protein ligase activity.
AUGUGUAAGAAGCCGCUCAAGCUCAAUGACUUCCACCAGAUCACCUACAAGCCGCAGGAUUUGGUUGCUCAGGAGGAGCAAUCGCCCGUGAGGUUCGACCAUGAGCGACACCCCAAGAAUGCCAUCUACAGUGAUAUCAGUUCAGGCCUUCUAAAAGAAAUCAAAAACAUCGACCUCGAUGGUUCCUUUGGUACAAAGAUUGACACUCUUGCACGGCAUAUUCUUUGGCUGCGUGAGCAUGACCCCGGUGCGAAAUCAAUUGUUUUCUCUCAGUACAAGAACUUCCUGGGUGUGCUGCAAAGAGCUUUCCAGCGGUUUGGAAUUGUCAAUAGCAGUGUUGAUGCCCCGGGUGGCAUCGAAAACUUCAAGAAGGACCCUGCAGUUGAAUGCUUUUUGCUUCAUGGCAAGGCCCAAUCUUCAGGACUCACAUUGAUCAAUGCAACACAUGUGUUCCUCUGCGAACCCUUGAUCAACACUGCUAUUGAGCUCCAGGCUAUUGCUCGAGUACAUCGAAUUGGUCAACAUCGUCCAACAACCGUGUGGAUGUACCUUGUCUCCGGGACAGUGGAAGAGUCCAUAUACGAGCUUUCAGUUACUCGUCGACUAGCCCACAUCCUCGAGAAGGAAAAGCAAGAGAAAGAUUCACGCGCCAUGGUUAAGGAUGGAGGCGAAGAGUUAAUAAUCCAGGAUCUGACCGAGACUGCCAUCGACUCUGCAAACUCGAUGGAAAUGCAAGAUGCCAGUCUAACAAAUCUGAUGACUAGCGGCUCCUCGGGUGGAGAGAUGGUGAAGAAGGACGACUUGUGGCAGUGCUUGUUUGGAAAAUCCACUCAGAAAAAUGGAAAUGAUCGCUCGACCGAGGCCGAGCGGGAGGUUGGCCGGUUCUUGCGAGGAGAGGCUGCUGAGCAAAGAAGAGAGUGA